AUGACAGUAGCAAGCGAGUGCAAGCUCGAUUCAGUUACACAUCCCAUCAAUUCUGGUGACUUGGUUAAGCAAACCAUCGAUGAAUUACGCAAGCAAAAGAUAUCUACCGAAGAUGUGGCAGAAUUCGAUAUUAAACCUAUAAUGGACCUUUUUACACGCAUUAGUGAGGAAAUAGCACUCAAUCAACCAAAGAAUAUUGUACAAUUUAUCGUGGAUUUCCUGUGCAAAAACUACCCAGAUCACUUGCACGGAUUCAGCAAUAUAUGGAACUCAGAUCCCGAAUUGGAACAUAGCCGUAUUGUGGUUAUAGAGUUUUUCAAGCAUAACAAGCUUCCAGUAGAAAUUGCAUCACAUUUCACCCGUGCCGGAUUUGAUACAUUAGAUGCCAUCGCAUCAUUAAAUAAGGAAUCGCUUCCAGAUAUUGAAAAGUACUCCGAUGCUGAGUGGUUGCCCGGACACAAAAUCCGCCUUUUGAGACUGUUUGAAAAUAUUGAAGAGCAUAUUAGCGAGUUUAAACGUGAGAGACCAUUUAACGCUGUACAAAAGGUGGGAAACCCUUAA
Messenger RNA from Theileria equi strain WA, 561 nucleotides. RefSeq lists its product as hypothetical. The transcript is spliced from 3 exons. NCBI's taxonomy places the organism in Eukaryota, Apicomplexa, Aconoidasida, Piroplasmida, Theileriidae. The coding region runs from base 1 to 561 and encodes 186 amino acids. The record is from RefSeq and is a predicted model, not a curated record.